Microthlaspi erraticum is the source of this 336-nucleotide messenger RNA. NCBI's taxonomy places the organism in Eukaryota, Viridiplantae, Streptophyta, Magnoliopsida, Brassicales, Brassicaceae. The record is from the annotation of a GenBank genome assembly.
AUGAUUAUGUUUUCGAAUCGGACGGUUCAGAUCGAGGAGAGCGAAGAGCCCGUGCGGCUGAGAUCUGUUUGGGACCCACAGCGCGUCACAUCAUCAGCUCGUCGCAUGCAAGCGGUUAAGAUCUGUUGUUUCGAUUUCGAAUUUCUCCAAAACCUCCUUCAACCUCUUUUUCCUCCGUCUCCUCCUCCGACUAUCAUGCCUCCGAAGACAAUCGUCAAGCAAGAGAAGGGAAAGGCCGUCGACCUCGGCGGUGACGGGAAUUCACGCCGCACGCCGAGACGACGCUCGACGCCGAAAGCCUCGACACUUCCGGCAGGAUUUCGGGAUCCCGGAUGA